ACCGAAUCAAUGCUGACCAUUCCUCCAGUCAACUUUAUCAGUCGCCCGGAGUCCAAUUCAGGCAAGAAAGAAACCGAUUGCUAUCGAACGAACUUGAGCGCACACUCCCUCUUCCUCCGGCGGCAAUUCCGGAACGUACGAUCCCGCCACCAGCGGUAACAGCCGAAAGCUUCACCGGCGCAACUUUCUGUAAAAUCGACGGCCACCGGUAGAAGAUGACAGUAUCCACCGCGAAGCUCCCGGUCAUAGACCUCUCUUCUCCCGAUCGCUUAUCCACUGCCAACUCAAUUCGUCAGGCAUGCGUUGACUACGGCUUCUUCUACCUCGCGAAUCACGGAGUGGAAGAAGAGCUCGUCAAGAGAGCGUUCGAGGAGAGCCGCAAAUUCUUCUCGCUUCCGCUGGAUGAGAAAAUGAAGCUGCCUCGUAAGGAACACAGAGGCUACACUCCUUUGUACGCCGAGAAUCUCAAUCCGGAUUCCAGUUCCAAAGGUUCUUGUUCAUAUUCGCAUGCCUGUUCUGAAUCAGGUGACUCGAAGGAAAGCUUCUACGUUGGUCCUGUACGUGGUUCUGGCAACAAAGCUGAGCUAAACCAGUGGCCUUCUCCAGAAGCUCUUCCUUCAUGGAGGUCGACAAUGGAGUCUUAUCAUGAUAAGGUCAUGUCCGCUGGAAGAAGACUAAUCUCCUUGAUUGCUCUGGCUUUGAAUUUGGAUGAAGAUUACUUUGACAAGGUUGGAGCCAUGAAUGAGCCGGACGCCUUUCUUCGUCUUAUACAUUAUCCUGGUGAACUGGGUUCUUCUGAUGAAGAACUAAUAUAUGGUGCUUCUGCACAUUCAGACUAUGGAAUGACCACUUUACUCAUAACUGAUGGUGUACCAGGACUUCAGGCAUGUGUUUGUAGGGAGAAGUCGAGAGAACCUAGGGUCUGGGAAGACGUACCACAUGUAAAUGGAUGCUUCAUCGUCAACAUUGGAGACAUGAUGGAGAGGUGGACAAAUUGCUUGUUCCGGUCCACCCUGCAUCGAGUGAUGCCAACUGGACAAGAACGCUACUCUAUGGCGUUCUUCUUAGAUCCUAAUCCAGAUUGCAUUGUCCAGUGUUUGGAUAGUUGUUGCAGUGAGUCGUGGCCUCCCAGGUUUCCUGCUAUACGGAGUUGGGAUUACUUGGCCGAGCGGUUUAGGCUGACCUAUGGCUAGCGGAGUGAAGGCUUAGUGCAGAAUGGUGCCUGCUUUCUACACCAUCAUGUAACUUAGUGGAGCAUAAUUCUUUUCUGUUUAUUUACCGACCUCAAGCCAACAAGUGAACGGUUCCGAGUCUAAUGUUGUGCUUGGCUGGUAGAGAACUAUGUAUUCAACCUAAUUCGAAUCGAUUUGAUUUGGAAAAUCUAAUAGAUACUAUGUUUCGGUGGGUUUUUCCCGAACCCGAGAAAAGAGGAUAUGGGUUUGGUAUUUUAAGUAUCCUUAUGGAACCCGCUCAAUAUGUGCUACAA
Molecule: messenger RNA, 1486 nt
Organism: Linum tenue
Lineage: Eukaryota; Viridiplantae; Streptophyta; Magnoliopsida; Malpighiales; Linaceae
Source: the annotation of a GenBank genome assembly